GGUGACGUCAGCGCAGCGGCUUCCGGCGCCUGCGGGUCGGCGCGCGGCCGCGGCCCGGUGGACUGCGCAGCCAUGGAGAGCGGCUUCGGCUCGGACUUCGGCGGCGGCGCGGGCGGCGGGAAGCUGGACCCGGGGGUCAUCAUGGAGCAGGUGAAGGUGCAGAUCGCCGUGGCCAACGCGCAGGAGCUGCUGCAGAGGAUGACGGACAAGUGUUUCCGGAAGUGCAUCGGGAAGCCCGGGGGCUCCUUGGAUAACUCGGAACAGAAGUGCAUCGCCAUGUGUAUGGACCGCUACAUGGACGCCUGGAACACCGUGUCCCGCGCCUACAACUCUCGACUGCAGCGGGAGCGAGCCAACAUGUGACCGGGCUGCGCGGGGCACCGUGCGCCCGCCCGCCCGCCCGCCUGCCCGCGGUCGGAACUGUUUGCGGCUCGCCGCGCCGCCCGAGCCACCCGCGGUGGCUGUGACCUGAGAGCGGGCCAAUAAAGCGCUGCUGGGCAGAGCAGCUGCCGUGUCGU
Onychomys torridus (southern grasshopper mouse) is the source of this 518-nucleotide messenger RNA. It is a transcript of the gene Timm13, whose product is annotated as translocase of inner mitochondrial membrane 13. The coding region runs from base 73 to 363 and encodes 96 amino acids. The record is from RefSeq and is a predicted model, not a curated record. The transcript is spliced from 3 exons. Lineage: Eukaryota; Metazoa; Chordata; Mammalia; Rodentia; Cricetidae.